Messenger RNA from Phoenix dactylifera (date palm), 1132 nucleotides. RefSeq lists its product as uncharacterized. Lineage: Eukaryota; Viridiplantae; Streptophyta; Magnoliopsida; Arecales; Arecaceae. The record is from RefSeq and is a predicted model, not a curated record.
CUCCUCCCCCUCCCCCUCCCCUUCGUUCCCCUUCGAGAAAUCUCUUCAUCCAAUUAUAAAUUCCGAGUCGGAUUCCUCGAUUCGGAGAAGGAAAUGUCGAAUUAUCAUCAGAUUUUAACAUACUGAUCGUUAUCCGAUCUCAGAAAAAGGUCAAUUUGUCCUCUAUGUUCCUUUUUCUGAGAGCAAUUCAAUUGAAUCGAUGGAUCCUUUUGGCCUGUUCUCCGGGGUUUUCUCCAUUACUUAAUUUUGGUGAUUUCGACGUGGGGUUGAUUUAUUUUGUUGGAGUUCCAGCUAAACCUCAAUGAAUACCAGAUUUCAUUGAGGACACCCCAAAAGAGGAACACUGGUCGGUUGUCAACCCAUUAGAGAAGGCAAUGUUCAGCAAGUCUAGGGGCAAUGGAGAAUAACGGUAUCAUAUCUCACUCUGUUGAGACACAACUAUCUUCUGGUCCAACUACUAUCAAUAAAGAUGGAAACUUUGCAGAGGAAAAUGGCAGCAAUGGUUCAUUUAUCAACCAAGCUGCUAUAGAUUGGAACGAGAUAAGAAGAGAAUGGGUUGGUGAUCUAUCAAAGAAAUCUCAUAGACCACCAAGAGAACCAAUAAUGAGCUGGUGCAUAACUUAUGAUGAUCUACUUUCAAUCAAUCAACCUUUCCCACAACCAAUCCCUUUAUCUGAGAUGGUAGAUUUUUUAGUUGACAUUUGGCAUGAAGAAGGGCUUUAUGAUUAGAGGAGGACCCUCAUUGCAGCAGUAACAUGGGUUUAGUCAUGGAAAUCAAGUAGGGAUUACUCAUCAAAAGCAUUUAGACAAAAAAUUUUAUUGUGUAAAACUAGCAUAAUUUUGACUUCAGCAUUUAACCUAAACCCUAUUGACAUUGGAAGCUGUUGAAUGAGGAUAGCAAGUACCUGUGAGUUAAUGUCAUCUUUUAUGCCUUGGUAGUAUUUCGGGCAAAAGGGCCAUCUUAUCAGCAUGUCAUUCUGUUAGAAUUAGACCCUCAACUCGGUAAACAUCAAAAACAAACAUUUUGUGCUAUUGGUAUUGAGUGUUUUCUGUUAUUUUAACAGAUUUCCAAUUGUAUGGCCUACAUAGACUUCACCAAGGAUAAUUCUAAAACGAUAGAUUACUGGCAUUU